AUGUUUUGUAGCACCACAGCAGCAAGGACUGGAGGCCCCAAGCUAAAUCCUUUUCUGAAGCAUCUUGGAAUACUGGCAGCCGAUGGCGGAGAGGCAAAUUACUUCAAAUUGCAUGAAAUUGAUUCCAGGUAUGAAACUCUUCCCUUUUCCAUUCGUGUGCUUCUUGAGUCUGCCGUCCGUAACUGUGAUGAGUUUGACAUUACUUCCAAAACGGUGGAGAACAUCCUUGACUGGAGCGAAACCAGUCACAAGAACAUUGAAAUUCCCUUCAAACCAGCUCGUGUUGUGUUACAGGAUUUUACUGGUGUUCCAUGCGUAGUGGACUUGGCCGCCAUGCGUGACGCAACAGAACGGUUAGGUGGCGAUAUAAAUAAAAUUAAUCCCCAAAUUCCUGUGGAACUUGUUGUGGACCACUCGGUUCAGGUGGACAAGGCUGGUGCCGCCGACGCGGUGAAGAUAAACCAAGACAUCGAGAUGCAUCGUAAUCGUGAGCGCUUUGAGUUUCUCAAAUGGGGUUCAAAGGCCUUUGACAACCUCUUGAUUGUUCCUCCCGGAUCUGGUAUUGUUCAUCAGGUUAAUCUCGAGUACCUUGCCCGUGUGGUGUUUAACAACAAGGGUUUGCUCUACCCAGACUCUGUUGUCGGCACAGAUUCGCACACCACGAUGAUUAAUGGCGUUGGUGUCAUUGGGUGGGGUGUUGGCGGCAUCGAGGCAGAAGCCGGCAUGUUGGGUCAAUCGCUCUCUAUGGUGCUGCCGCAGGUUGUAGGGUACCGUUUUACUGGAAAAUUGUCCGAGGGAUGCACAGCGACCGAUCUUGUGCUAACCGUGGUGAAGAACCUUCGCAAGUUGGGUGUGGUUGGUAAAUUUGUGGAGUUCUACGGACCUGGUGUCGACAGUCUUUCCUUGCCUGACCGCGCAACGCUGGCAAACAUGGCCCCGGAGUACGGUGCUACCACUGGAUUCUUCCCAAUUGACGGAGAAACGAUUAGUUAUCUACGAUGCACGAGUCGCAGUGUUGAACACUUGGAUCGCAUUGAGGCGUACGCCAAGGCUGUCAAAAUGUUCCGUACAGGUGAGGAAAAGAUUAAGUAUUCGCAGAACCUUGAACUGGAUCUUUCUACGGUGGAACCGAGCCUCGCUGGUCCUAAGCGCCCACACGAUCAUGUGCCACUAAAGCAUAUGAAGGAGGACUUUAAUGCGUGCCUACAGGCUAAGACGGGGUUUAAAGGAUUUGGUGUUCCCGCAAGCGAGUUGACGAAGAGAAAGAAGUACAACGUGAAGGAGAAGGGUGCAGAGAUGCAUCAUGGGAGCGUCGUGCUCGCAGCCAUCACCUCAUGCACUAAUACAUCCAACCCCAAUGUUCUCAUUGCUGCUGGAUUGGUGGCAAAGAAGGCUCUUGAAAAGGGACUGCAGGUACCUCCAGGAAUCAAAACAUCAUUGUCCCCUGGUUCGCAUGUUGUGACAAGGUAUCUUGAAGCCUCGGGCCUACAGAGCUCGUUGGAUGCCCUGGGUUUUAACACGACUGGGUACGGUUGCAUGACAUGUAUUGGCAACUCUGGGGAAAUUGACGCGGAGAUGUCCAAAUGUAUCACCGACAACAAUUUUGUGGCGGCAGCCGUAUUGUCGGGCAACCGCAACUUUGAGGCCCGCAUCCACCCAUUGACAGCCGCAACCUACCUGGCCUCACCACCUCUUGUUGUGGCUUACGCUUUGGCAGGGCGCGUCGAUAUUGAUUUUGAAAAGGAGCCUAUUGCAAACGGCGUGUUCCUGCGGGAUAUUUGGCCCAAAAACGAAGAGGUGCAAGAUCUCUUGAGUCGCUACGUUACACCGGAGCUGUUUAAGGCGGUCUAUGCGCAUAUUACGACUCUCAAUGACGAAUGGAAUGCGCUUGAGGUGAAGGAAGGUAAACUAUAUGAUUGGAACCCCAAUUCGACAUACAUUCACUGCCCGCCUUACUUCGAAAAUAUGACCAUGGAAAUUACACCAAACACAGUCAUUAAGGACGCGGCAUGCUUGGCGCUCUUUGGUGACUCCAUUACAACGGAUCAUAUUUCUCCUGCGGGCAACAUUGCCAAGGAUUCUCCGGCUGCUAAAUUUCUCCAGAAUAGUGGAGUGGAGAGGAAGGACUUCAACACAUACGGUGCACGUCGCGGUAAUGACCUUGUGAUGUUACGAGGAACAUUUGCAAACACACGACUUGGGAAUCGGAUUAUUGGUGAAGGCCAGACCGGACCUUUUACUAUUCAUUUCCCAACAAACGAGAAAAUGUACAUUGUUGAUGCAGCUAUGAGGUAUCAAGCCGAAAACAUUCCUCUUAUUAUUCUUGCUGGAAAGGAGUACGGUAGUGGUUCAUCGCGGGAUUGGGCAGCCAAGGGUCCUUUUUUGCAGGGUGUCAAGGUUGUCAUCGCAGAGAGUUUUGAGCGUAUCCACCGUUCUAAUCUUGUUGGUAUGGGCAUUGUGCCGCUCCAGUUUAAACAGGGUGAGAAUGUGCAGUCUCUUGGUCUGACAGGUAAAGAAAGAUACUCUUUUGACUUUUCUGCCGGCUUGUGCCCUGGCCAAGAAGUGACUGUGCGUAAGGAUGAUGGCUCCUCGUUCAAUGCCAUACUGCGUAUUGAUACCGAGAUGGAGGUGAAGUAUAUGGAGAGCGGUGGUAUUCUUCAAUACGUUCUCCGCGAAAAAAUUCGUGGUGCUUUGUAA
Molecule: messenger RNA, 2697 nt
Organism: Trypanosoma rangeli
Lineage: Eukaryota; Euglenozoa; Kinetoplastea; Trypanosomatida; Trypanosomatidae
Product: cytosolic aconitase
Exons: 1
Coding region: 1-2697 (898 amino acids)
Biological process (GO): tricarboxylic acid cycle; citrate metabolic process
Cellular component (GO): cytosol; mitochondrion
Molecular function (GO): aconitate hydratase activity; 4 iron, 4 sulfur cluster binding
Source: RefSeq, a predicted model, not a curated record